Messenger RNA from Malurus melanocephalus (red-backed fairy wren), 1910 nucleotides. RefSeq names its product adiponectin receptor 1 (gene ADIPOR1). NCBI's taxonomy places the organism in Eukaryota, Metazoa, Chordata, Aves, Passeriformes, Maluridae. Gene Ontology annotation, biological process: adiponectin-activated signaling pathway. The coding region runs from base 152 to 1288 and encodes 378 amino acids. Gene Ontology annotation, molecular function: signaling receptor activity. The transcript has 8 exons. The record is from RefSeq and is a predicted model, not a curated record. Gene Ontology annotation, cellular component: plasma membrane.
GGCCGGAACUGGCGCUGUGCGUUCCCGUUCCCUCAGCGUUGCUUCCGGCGCCGCCGCCGCCGCCUGCGGGAUGUAGCGGCCGCGCGGCGGCAGAAGGACGCGGAGGGACCUUAACCGGCUGCCUCGGAGCCGCACGGACCCCGCCGCCCCCAUGGCGUCCCGCAAGGCCCCCGCCGGGGCGAGCAGCGGGCUGGUGGCYGCCGGCCGGGACCGGGAGCGAGAACGGGCGCACCUGGAGCUCGCCGAGCUGGGGCCGCUCCUGGAGGAGAAGGGGGACCAAGGACCCGUCGGCGUGGCCAGCGCCGAGGACCCGCCGUGCCAGGUGGCUCGCGAGGAGGAGGAGGAAGUGGUGCGGGUGCUGACCCUCCCCCUGCAGGCUCACCAUGCCAUGGAGAAGAUGGAAGAAUUUGUGUACAAGGUGUGGGAAGGGCGCUGGCGUGUGAUCCCAUAUGACGUCCUGCCCGACUGGCUGAAGGACAACGAUUACCUCCUGCAUGGACACCGGCCCCCCAUGCCCUCCUUCCGAGCCUGCUUCCGGAGUAUCUUCCGGAUACACACCGAGACGGGCAACAUCUGGACACACCUGCUGGGAUUUGUUCUGUUCCUCUGCCUGGGCAUCCUGACCAUGCUGCGACCCAACAUGUACUUCAUGGCUCCUCUCCAAGAGAAGGUGGUGUUUGGGAUGUUCUUCCUGGGAGCAGUGCUGUGCCUCAGCUUCUCCUGGCUUUUCCACACUGUCUAUUGUCACUCAGAGAAGGUCUCACGGACUUUUUCGAAGUUGGAUUAUUCAGGAAUUGCACUGCUGAUCAUGGGGAGCUUCGUCCCAUGGCUCUACUAUUCAUUCUACUGCUCUCCACAGCCAAGACUCAUCUACCUCUCCAUCGUCUGUGUCUUGGGCAUCUCUGCCAUCAUCGUGGCACAGUGGGACCGAUUUGCCACCCCCAAGCACAGGCAGACCAGAGCAGGYGUGUUCCUGGGGCUGGGGCUGAGCGGGGUCGUGCCCACCAUGCACUUCACCAUUGCUGAGGGUUUUGUGAAGGCCACCACGGUGGGGCAGAUGGGCUGGUUCUUCCUCAUGGCCGUGAUGUACAUCACAGGCGCUGGCCUGUACGCCGCCCGCAUCCCUGAGCGCUUUUUCCCGGGCAAGUUCGACAUCUGGUUCCAGUCUCAUCAGAUCUUCCACGUGCUGGUGGUGGCUGCAGCCUUUGUCCACUUCUAUGGGGUGUCCAACCUGCAGGAAUUCCGCUAUGGCCUGGAAGGGGGGUGCACAGAUGACUCUCUCCUCUGAGAGCGCCUGGUUUUAGUACAAGCUUCCUAAGUGCUUUUUAAACUCUUGUCUUUGCUAAAAUCAAAGGAAGACUCAAAACCAUUUGGGGUUGUUGGUUUGUUGGGUUUUUUUUUUUAAGAAACAAAAAAAUAAGAAACKGAUAAAUCCUUUAGCAAAGUUGUUGACCAAAUCCUCAUCCCCUUCCCCAUGCGCUGAGGCUGCGGGGGGGAAGCUCCUGCCUCCUCCGGAGUGUUUUAGCUGCACCAGGAUCAUCCGCUGCUCCAACAGCACAGGGAGCAGCUCCCUGCUCCUGCAUAGGCGAGCACAUCCCUCUCCUCAUGCACCAGGAGUUCUGCAUAUCCCCCGCGGCACCGCCUGGCUGCAGCAGCCCCAGGCACAGGCACACACUCAUGUAAUUUAAAGUUUUAAUUGUCCUUUUUUUGUUUGUUUUGUUUUCCUUGACAAAGUAAUGUAAACAUAAAUGAAAGAAUAUUUAAUAUUUAAUACUAAGCUUUAAGACGAUGCGCUGCCACCGCAGUGUCCUCAGCUCCCUCACUGUAGGGGGGAGGGAGGAAGGACAAUGUUGUAGGGAACGUAGAGCUGCUGUUGCUGAUGAAAUAAAAAGGUCAAUAGUUCAGUGUCA